CAACGAGCGUCGCGCUGCCGCCCCGCCUGCGCCUGCGCACGGAGUUUCGGGGGGAGGGGAAGGUUCUGGAGGCAGCCGCGGCCUCCGCCAUCUUAGCGCCGCGGAGACCCGGAGUCCCAGGAGCCGGCGCCGCCGCCGCCGCCGCCGCGGGGGAGGGACACGUCUGAGCCGCUCGAGCCCUGAGCCUGCCCUGCCCUUCGGGGGUGGGGCCCCCCCGGCGCGCUCCAUGGAGCCGGGGGUUUCGAAUCCGCUGCAGGAGCCUAGCCCGGCCGACGCCAUGACGCCCGACGACUUUGACAUCGUCAUCGAAGCCAUGUUGGAGGCGCCCUACAAGAAGGAGGAGGCUCAGGCAGGACCCUCAAAGGCACCGGCUGAAGCCCCUGCAGCCCAGGUAACGUACAGGGGUCCUGGGGGGGAAUGGGGAAGGGGGGCGCGUCCCAUACUCACCUCUCCGUGCUCCCCCCCGCAGCCCCCAGAGGAGCAGAGCAAGGAGGUGAAGAAGGAGAGUGCCAGCGGCAGUAGCAGCAGGAAAAAGAGGAGUCGGAGCCGGGAGCACAGACACAGCCGGGAUCAGGAGCGGCGGCGGCGUAGCAGCCGGAGCCGGGAGCGCCGGAGCCGCCACAGGAGCCGGAGUCGGGAGCGCCGGCGGGGAAGCCGUUCCCGGAGCAGGGAGCGGCGGCGUGAGGAGAGAGCACGGUACCGCAGUCCUCCGCCCCCUGGGCGCCGCUUUGGACACAGUAAGAGCCCCCUGUACCGGGAGAAAAGCCCCGUGCGGGAGGCGCUGGGCAGCCUGAGCCCCGAGGAGCGGGACGCUCGCACCGUGUUCUGCAUGCAGCUGGCCGCCCGCAUCCGCCCCCGCGACCUGGAGGACUUCUUCUCCGCCGUCGGCAAGGUGCGGGACGUGCGGAUCAUCUCGGACCGGAACUCGCGGCGCUCCAAGGGCAUCGCCUACGUGGAGUUCUGUGAGAUCCAGUCGGUGCCGCUGGCCAUCGGGCUGACGGGGCAGCGCCUGCUGGGCGUGCCCAUCAUCGUCCAGGCCUCCCAGGCGGAGAAGAACCGGCUGGCGGCCAUGGCCAGCGCCCUGCAGAAGGGCAGCGGGGGCCCCAUGCGGCUCUACGUGGGCUCCCUGCACUGCAACAUCACCAAGGAGAUGCUGCGCGGGAUCUUCGAGCCCUUCGGCAAGAUUGACAGCAUCGUGCUGAUGAGGGACCCGGACACCGGCCAGUCCAAGGGCUACGGGUUCCUGACGUUCGCGGAGGCAGAGUGUGCCCGCCGGGCGCUGGAGCAGCUGAACGGCUUCGAGCUGGCCGGGCGCCCCAUGCGCCUGGGCCACGUCACCGAGCGGCUGGACGGCACCACGGACAUCUCCUUCCCCGAGGGGCCCGAGGAGCCCGAGCCGGGCGCCGGCGGGGGGCUGCAGCUGCUGGCCAAGCUGGCCGAAGGCUCCGGGAUCCAGCUGCCGGCCGCUGCUGCGGCUCAGGCCGCCCUGCAACUGAAUGGCGCCAUCCCGCUGAGCGCCCUGAACCCUGCCGCCCUGACAGCCCUGAGCCCGGCGCUGAACCUGGCCUCGCAGACGCUGGCGUCCCAGUGCCUCCAGCUCUCAGGGCUCUUCUCCUCUCCGGGCAUGUAGUGACCCCGCCUCCCCACGGACCCUGGGGCUGGAGCGGGGGCUGGGCUGGGCUGCCAGGGCCCCCAUGGAGUCGGAGCUCCAGGGGCAGAAAUGGGGCUGGGGGGGCACGAGCAACAACCCCCCCCCACGCAACCUUGCCCUGACCUCACAGAGGCCCAUCUCGGGGAGGGGGGCUCUACGGGGGGCACCUGGCCCUGCCCAGCCCCCCCCCCCCAAAUUGUUGGGUUUUUCUUUUCCUUUUUCUUUUUUUUUUCUUUAUGGAAAC
Mauremys mutica (yellowpond turtle) is the source of this 1895-nucleotide messenger RNA. It is a transcript of the gene RBM23, whose product is annotated as RNA binding motif protein 23. Gene Ontology annotation, cellular component: nucleus. The record is from RefSeq and is a predicted model, not a curated record. Bases 227 to 1630 code for a protein of 467 amino acids. Gene Ontology annotation, biological process: mRNA processing. The transcript is spliced from 15 exons. Gene Ontology annotation, molecular function: RNA binding. NCBI's taxonomy places the organism in Eukaryota, Metazoa, Chordata, Testudines, Geoemydidae.